GCAGGCCCAUAAGCAACCCUGUGUGAGCUUGCCCCUUUGGCUGGGAACAUGGGGAUGGGGGUCGGCUUGGGCCUCACCUUCCUGCAGGUGGGGCUGGUGGCCAGCUGGGGGCUCCGGGCAGUUUCAGAGCACAGCAGCGCCAACUGGUCAGCAGGGUUGGACCCCUCCACACCCAAGCCCAUCACCUGGACCGCACAGCCGGCCACGGCCACCAGCGACGGCACGGGCACUGGAGCAGUGCCAGAGCCCGCCAUGACCUGCAGGGGAGAGGAGGACUGCCCCCCUUGGAGCAGGUGUGAGCCCCAGUCUGGGCACAGCUCUUGCCGCUGCGACCUGGGCUACCAUCUCAGCCCCACCCUGGGCUGUGUGCCAGUCAGGGCCUUCCCUGCCCAGCUGCUGCUGCUCCACCUGGACGCGCUCGGCCCGCCGGAGGAGGAGGAGGAGGAGGAGGAGGAGGCGCGGCUGCCCCGGCUCGCCUCCGGGAUGCAACACCUGUUCCAGCGCAUCUUGGGCCACCUGGCUGGCUACCUGGGCUCCUCCACCCGAGACCUGAAGUGGCCCGGUGCAGAAGUGACCGUGUUGCACCACUUCUCUGCUUGGAUGCCAGUCACAACCCACGAGGUGGAAGGGGCCGUUGCCGCCUUCCGGGGCUGGUGCCGUGACAGCAGCCACGCUAGCACCCCAGCCUGUGUCCUCCUGAGUCACGUCGGCACCUACCAGAGCCUGAGCCUCUGUCACUUUGGCCUCUGCGAUCCCAGCUCCACCCACUGCUCCUUCCAGGAUGGCCUUGUGCGAUGCCAUUGCCGGCCCGGCUACCUCCAGGCGCACGCCGCGGAUCGCACCUGCACAGCCUGUAGCAGUGGAUUUUGGCUGAGGAACGGCACCUGCACCAGGUGCCUGUUUGGGUUCAGUGGCGCCAGCUGCCAGGAACCCUUUCUGCUGGCCUUGGUGGCCGUCUCCUGCGUUGCGGGGCUGCUGCUGCUCCUGCUCCUGACCAGCGUGGCUCUUUCAGGAAGGACUCUGCACCCCCAGGAACCCUCCACCACCCCACAGCUGCCUCUGCACUCCUCUACCUUGAGUCUGCCUCGGGUGCGCCCCCCAUGGACCAUGCAGGAGACAGAGGGGGGGCCCCUGGGAAGCCGGACCCCUUUGUCCCUCUGGGACACAGACGGGCGGCCACCCGUGGCUGGUGCCCCCACCAUGAAGACGUUCCUGGGGUCCCCGAGCUCCCUGUCCUCUGCCCCCCAGCCCCUGGGAGGCUGCAGCAACCUUGUCUUUGUCAACGAUGCAGAGGAGUGGGGAAAGUGAAGCUAUUUCUGAAGAAGGUGUCCCCCCUCCCCCCCACCUUGGCCUUGACUCUGCCUGGAUCUCUCCUGGAUGAGGCCCCGGCCAGCACCAAGGAAGAAGCACAGUGAAGAGUGAUUCCUUCCCCCCCCCCCGCUUGGGGUGGGCUUCUGCGCUGCUCUGUGAGCCACCAGGGCCAGUCAACUGGCCCUUCCUGGGGGAAACAGAGUGCCCGGUGGGGGGGGGGGCUGUCCAGGAAUGGGGAGGGGGAGGUCUGCAAUGCACUGGCUCUAAACCCUGAUGGGGAAGUCCAUUGUUGGGGGGGGGGCAGAGGGGUCCUUAAAAGAGUUUUCAGCGUCCUUUGGUGCCUGCGGGAAGGAGAGUCUUGCAUUUUCCACAGCUCCGUUCAUGACGGUGGGCCCUGCCAUCCCUGCAAGCCAGUGGUUCUGCGAAAGCUGCAGCACGCGCCCGCACACUGCCUGACACAGCGGCCAGAGCAGGGGGACUUUGCCCUCGCUUGCCAAACCCACUGCAAGAUCUUUGCCCGGAUUGCUCAAUUGGCUGCGUCUCUCUGGGUCACCUUCCCAGGUGGGAGCGGGCUUGCACCAUGCCGUGGCUCUCAGGCCUUGCACCCAUCUGCCAGAGCCCUUUCUACGUGGAAGUGGCUCCCAAGCCCCCCCCCCCGGUGUGUUCUGGCGGAGGGACGGGGCUUGAGGCCUAAGCAAGACAUUGCAGGCAGCUGCAUCUUUCUGCUCCUGGACAAGCUGCCCCUGGCGUGGGUUCCCCCUCCCCGCCCCGCUUUUUAACCUAAACAACAGCCAGGGAGGGGCUGGCUCACCUUUCCCUUUCCUGCUGUUUGUCCACCUUUUCUCCCCAGAGCAAACCACCAACCGGCCUGCGUGGGUGCCCUUGAGUGGGCAAAUGGCUGGGAGCGACAAGCGAAGUGGCCACUGCUAAUCUGAAGCGGCUUUGCCUUUGAAAAAGCCACCUGUGGCAGGAAAUCCACAGCUGCGUGCCACGUGUAGCGCGGCCCUCAGCCUGGGAGUGGAUGCCAGCCAGGGCCGUUGCCCUGAGCUGUCAGGCGAAAUGAGGAGGGGGCACCACCAGCCUUCCACGGAGGCUGCUUUCCCCAAGUGCAGGCUGGUCGUGGGGCUGCUCUUCUGCUGCCCCUCGCUCGGCAAAUUGGAAUCUCAACUAUCAGCCCCUGCAGUAUAUAGAGCCACGGUUCCUUGGACAUUUUAACUGCAAAUCUCUGUCCUAUUUAUCCUUAAAAGUGCAGUCUAUAGGAUGCUGCUAAUACUGCAGUCUCUGUUUUAAUAGCUUUCUGUAAAAUGGUGGACAUUAACAAAUUUCCAUAGUUUGUCAAUGAGACAUGAAUGUUAUUUCUUUACUUCUUUUGUAAACAAUUUCCAACUUGAAGAUAUUGCAAGAUAUUGGGGAGCUCCUGCAUCAAGCAGCAGAUUGAACAGGGGUAGGGUGGGGUGGGGGGCUGCAACCCCCAGUGCUUUGCCUUAACCCGUAGGAUUCUGUUAAUCAGUUUAGCCAUUUCUCUGGCCUGAUAAACACCUAAAUCUUUACUGCCUCUUCUCCUUCCAUCCCAUCAAGCUCCAGUCAAGCCUGGCAAUCUGGAUUUGUGCACAUUAAACUCUGAGUUACCUUGAUUAAUUUGUAACUAGCCCCUUGAUGAAGUAUAUUUAUUUGAUAAUAGAAAGAAGAGAGGACGUCUUAAUGUGAAAACGACAUGGUCAAUAUAGAGAUUAAUUUUUAUUAUGCAUUUUCCAGCAUCUCGCUCCCCCGCCCCCCUUCAUGUGUACAUCCAUCUUGGUCAUAAUUGCUUAAGGUCUCGAUACAUACUUUAAUUGGCGAGGGUGGUGGCGGGACCCCUGCCCUACUGUGCGUCCCCUUCCCCCGCUGAAGGUUAAUUGGUCUUAUCCAUUCAUUAAGCAGCAGUUCUGGCAGAGAAUCAUAAAAACGUCGACUUGGACUAGAAAUUUCUACUCUGGGCCAGGUGCAACCAAUAUAUCUUUUUAAAAAGCCCCUAAACACAGGCUGCUUAUAAAACUUCUUAUAAGGCUGCUUAUAAAACUUCUGUUUUUCCGUAUUCCUGUAAAACUGAUAAUAUGUAAUCUUUCAAAUCGUCAUCCAAUUGUGCCGUAAUAAAUUCUGUUUUGAAAAACAGCAAAAAGCAAAGCGGCGUGUCUUCUCACCUCAACAGGUACAGCAGCUAAAAUUUGACAAAUGCUCGAUAUAUUUAUAAGGUUUUGUUUUCUCCAGGUCUUUAUUUGCCUUUGAGAGUAAUACAAUAUUUGCAUCUGCUUUGGUUUGUCAUAUGUGUUACAUAGUAUUUGUUAUUGUAGUACUUGUUAUGUCUUGCGUAAAUAAAAUAAAAGCUAGCUUGUUAUUUUGGAAA
Elgaria multicarinata webbii is the source of this 3694-nucleotide messenger RNA. Its product is annotated as protein HEG-like. Gene Ontology annotation, biological process: heart development. Lineage: Eukaryota; Metazoa; Chordata; Lepidosauria; Squamata; Anguidae. The record is from RefSeq and is a predicted model, not a curated record. The transcript has 12 exons. Bases 49 to 1308 code for a protein of 419 amino acids.